Tupaia belangeri chinensis (Chinese tree shrew) is the source of this 1018-nucleotide messenger RNA. It is a transcript of the gene SNRNP25, whose product is annotated as small nuclear ribonucleoprotein U11/U12 subunit 25. NCBI's taxonomy places the organism in Eukaryota, Metazoa, Chordata, Mammalia, Scandentia, Tupaiidae. Bases 124 to 495 code for a protein of 123 amino acids. Gene Ontology annotation, cellular component: U12-type spliceosomal complex. Gene Ontology annotation, biological process: mRNA splicing, via spliceosome. The record is from RefSeq and is a predicted model, not a curated record. The transcript has 5 exons.
CCAGAGUCGGCGACCCUGGAGCCGUCCGAAGCCUCGGGCAGGCCUGAGGCGCAGGAGGACGAGGACGAAGAGGAGGCGCUGCCGCACUCCGAGGCGGUGGACGUCUUCCAGGAGGGUCUGGCCAUGGUGGUGCAGGACCCGCUCCUCUGCGAUCUCCCCAUCCAGGUCACUUUAGAAGAGGUCAAUUCCCAGAUAGCACUAGAAUAUGGCCAAGCAAUGACGGUCCGAGUUUGCAAGAUGGACGGAGAAGUCAUGCCUGUGGUUGUCGUGCAGAACGCCACAGUCCUGGACCUGAAGAAGGCCAUCCAGAGACACGUGCAGCUCAAGCAGGAGCGUGAAGGUGGCACCCAGCACAUCAGCUGGUCCUACGUGUGGAGGACAUACCACCUGACCUCUGCAGGAGAGAAGCUCACGGAAGACAGGAAGAAGCUCCGAGAUUAUGGUAUCCGGAAUCGGGAUGAGGUUUCCUUCAUCAAAAAGCUGAGGCAAAAGUGAGCCUUCAGGACCAGCAGGUGGCAUACUGGUUAUAUCACUAGACUUACACGGUCAACCUCGGCUGGGGUCCCUGACCUGGUGGCUUGAAAGUUACGCCAAGUGUCUGCACAUGCCCAAAAUCCUGAGAAAAGAAUGGAGGAGAAGGGAUUGUGGUGUGGCCAUGCCCCAGGGGAUGAUUUUUCACUUUCUCUGUCUCCAGUGAGUACACAUGCCCUGUAGCCAAAAAAAAAAAAAAAAAAUUUCUCCCAAGAAAAAGCGACCCUCCAGAAAGUACAACUCCAGCCACUGGGGCUGGGCUUCAGCCAAGCCAUAUGGGGCCUCCAGACACUGCCCUUCACAGGAGUGAUGCCUACCGGACCUGUCAGCCUGACCCUGGUGCUCAGGGAAAGCGGGGAGCCUACUACCCCCUGCAUGGUAGGCCUGGACCCCACCUCUCCCUGGGCCUAGAUGCACCAGUCCUGGGGUUGUCCCGUACAGCUGUCAGCCUGAGCCUGUGCACAGAAUAAACCUGUUUGCUGCCACA